GGGUGGGUUUGGAGCGGGCCGGUCUCCGCUCGGGGAUGUGCGGGGCAGGGCGCGCUUUCCCUCCCGCACGGUGCCGAGCUUGGGCCGCGCUGUUGUCGCGCCAGCGCGCUGCCGAUCCCUACCCGGAGCACCGCCACACGGCUAAGGCGACCUCUGCUCCCAGCGAGUGCCAUAAAAAGUUGGCGCAGGAUAAGAUAGCCUUUGGAAAGUUCCCUUGCUUCGCUGCUGAGAGUGAGGGAUACGUGAGGACAGGAAGGUUGGGUUUAUUCUCCAGAAAGUGGCAAAGUGCUGUCUCGGGAGGAGUAGUGCGAGGUGGUGACCUGGAACACUCUGAGGUGCGCCAGGAAUCAAGAAUGCUUAAACUGGAUUUGUCAUUCAUCCUGCAACGUGCUUAAAACGCCUCUCCACAAAACCUUAUGUCUGAGGACUUUGUUUCUGGGUGAAGGAUGCAGACCAUAAAGUGCGUGGUCGUCGGAGAUGGCGCGGUGGGAAAAACUUGUCUCCUCAUCAGCUACACCACCAAUGCCUUCCCAGAAGAGUACAUCCCGACUGUGUUUGACAACUACAGUGCCCAGAUGACCGUGGAUGGGCGGACAGUCAGCCUGAAUCUCUGGGACACUGCGGGCCAGGAGGAGUACGACCGCCUGCGCACGCUCUCCUACCCCCAAACCAACGUCUUCAUCAUCUGCUUCUCCAUUGGCAGCCCCUCCUCCUACGCCAACGUGAGGCACAAAUGGCACCCUGAAGUUUCUCACCACUGUCCAAAUGUCCCCAUCCUUCUAGUGGGCACGAAGAGAGACUUGAGGAGUGACCUGGAAACGGUUAAAAAGUUGAAAGAGCAGAGCUUGGCUCCCACUACCCCGCAGCAGGGGACUUCACUGGCUAAACAAAUUGGAGCAGUCAAAUAUUUGGAGUGCUCGGCAUUGAAUCAGGAGGGCGUUCGGGAGGUGUUUGCUGAAGCUGUCCGUGCAGUUCUGUAUCCUGUGACAAAGAAGAACACAAGAAAAUGUGUCUUGUUGUAGUUGCCUUGGGUGGUGGAUGUUGGAAGUUGACUAGAAUCUUGGAGGGCUUUUUAACGAGUUAAAUUGAAGAUUUGCAUCUUGCACUAACAGCUCUAAGCAGAAAUGGUUUAUACAAUGAAUAUUCUUGCAGUCUUACUGCUUCAGGGAAACUGAAACAGGACAGGUUUUUUUUUUCCCACUGAGAGGUCAAAUACCUACUUUAUUUCUAAAGUUCCAGUCUCCGGCUUCUCCAGGGAUCACUUGAUUAUUUAGUGGAGGAAAAUAUAAGAGGAGACCUCUUUGAAGCCACUUCUUUACUAGAUUGCCACCAGUUACUAGAUUUGCUGAAAAGCACAAAUUCUGAUAACUUUGCUUUAAGUGUAGCUGCUGCUUUUCCCAUCCUUUAUUUACUGAUUGAAUUUGUUUUUCAAACAGAAGUCUGGCUGUCCAAUUGUUUUGUCCGUUUUAAGCUUGAAAAGA
This is a messenger RNA of Ficedula albicollis (Collared flycatcher), 1481 nucleotides long. RefSeq names its product rho-related GTP-binding protein RhoG-like. Lineage: Eukaryota; Metazoa; Chordata; Aves; Passeriformes; Muscicapidae. Gene Ontology annotation, cellular component: cytoskeleton; cytoplasmic vesicle; cell cortex. Gene Ontology annotation, molecular function: GTPase activity; protein kinase binding; GTP binding. The transcript is spliced from 3 exons. Bases 447 to 1022 code for a protein of 191 amino acids. Gene Ontology annotation, biological process: regulation of actin cytoskeleton organization; actin filament organization; regulation of cell shape. The record is from RefSeq and is a predicted model, not a curated record.